AUGAAAUUCGAAAUUUCCGCCACCCGCGCCGCUGCGCUCGUAGCUCUCAUUGCGAGCGUCGAAGCCGCUCGCCAUGGCCACCAGCAUCUCCACCACCACGAAGCCCGUGUCGUUCCGGAGACUACUACCCUUCAGAAGAGAGGUGGACAGUGCCAGUUCCCUAGUGAUGCUGGAUUGGUUUCUGUCACUCCCAAUGAGGAAAACGCCGGAUGGGCUAUGAGCCCAAAUCAGCCUUGCAAGCCCGGCAACUACUGUCCCUACGCCUGUCCUCCUGGUCAGGUCUCGAUGCAAUGGGAUCCAGAGGCUACUUCUUACUCUUACCCCAUGUCUAUGAACGGUGGACUUUACUGUGACGAGGAUGGUGAAAUUCAGAAGCCUUUCCCCAACGAGCCUUACUGUGUGGAUGGAACCGGUGGAUUGACAGCUCACAACAAGGCCGGCAAGACAGUCUCUUUCUGCCAGACUGUCCUGCCUGGAAACGAAGCCAUGCUUAUCCCGACCUUGGUCGAGGAAUUCGCUACCCUUGCUGUUCCUGGAAUGUCCUACUGGUGCAGCACUGCUGCUCAGUACUACAUCAACGCCCCUGGUGUUACUGCUGAGGAGGGAUGUAUCUGGGGUACCAGCGCCAACCCCGUUGGUAACUGGUCUCCCUACACUGCUGGUGCCAACACCGAUGAAUCCGGUGACACUUACGUGAAGAUCGGCUGGAACCCCAUUUACUUGGAGCCUACCACUCCAUUCCGGGAUGUCAAGCCCGAGUUUGGUAUUGAGAUCGAGUGUGAUGGUGACGAUUGCAAUGGUCUCCCUUGCCGUAUCGACCCCUCUACCAUGGGCGUCAAUGAGAUGCAUGCUCCUGAUGUUUUCACUGGUGCCGGUGGCGCCACUGGUUGUGUUGUGACUGCUUCUAAGGGUUCGAAGGCAAAGAUCGUUGUCUUCGAACUUGAUGGCAGUGGAUCUAGCGCUAGCGAGACUGUAUCUGUUCCCACCAGCACUGUCGCUCCUACCAGCACUAGCACCAGCAUCUCCACUUCGACCUCCACCUCCACUCCUACCCCCACUACUACCAGCACUACCUCGACCUCUACAUCUUCCAGCACAUCUAUCUCUAUAUCCACUUCGACCUCCCACUCGACUUCCUCUACCACCUCUAUCUCUACUCACAGCUCUACCGCCACCCCCACUUCAUCUCACCACUCAAGCUCAAGCACCAGACUUCCCAAGUCUAGCCCCAGCAUGAGCUACACCUACCGCCCUCAAAACUUCAACCCCACCGGUACAGCUGUGAUCUCAGGCGAAUCUGGUGCAUCCGCAACCAGCGGUGCCUCCCCCGCCUCGAGCUCCGCCGGUACUAAUGGUGCCGCCGGCUCUGCCGCUUCCAUGAUCAGCCUGUUCUUCGGUGCCGUCGCCGCUAUGGCCAUUCACGUCUAA
Molecule: messenger RNA, 1428 nt
Organism: Penicillium angulare
Lineage: Eukaryota; Fungi; Ascomycota; Eurotiomycetes; Eurotiales; Aspergillaceae
Product: SUN domain-containing protein
Exons: 2
Coding region: 1-1428 (475 amino acids)
Source: RefSeq, a predicted model, not a curated record